Messenger RNA from Penaeus chinensis, 527 nucleotides. RefSeq lists its product as uncharacterized. The transcript is spliced from 2 exons. The record is from RefSeq and is a predicted model, not a curated record. The coding region runs from base 57 to 365 and encodes 102 amino acids. NCBI's taxonomy places the organism in Eukaryota, Metazoa, Arthropoda, Malacostraca, Decapoda, Penaeidae.
AGGGAGUUCUUAUCGGGAAGCAUCUGAGGCGCCGAUACAGGAGGGACGUCGAUUCCAUGGAGGAGGACGUUGCAACAGAAAUUGCUGUGGCACAGAAGAUGGACUCUGCUGGUUGCGUGGCUAAGCUCUUGUGCGAAAUCGAGGCCAUGUCCGCUGACCAGCUCACGCCAGCCAUGUCCACCUUCAAGACCGCCUUCGAGAACAACCAAAACCUCGAGGGCUCCCGAGGCGUCUACGACUUGGCCAUCACCUUCGGCUCCAAGUUCGCCAAGAAAGACGCCAAGGCCUGCAGCAACCUCUUUGACAAGUGCGUCCUCUCCAGAGAGGAUCUCUCCUUCAUGCUUGAUUCCACCUUCUCGUGCUAGUCAUGAGCAUCACCUUAGACUAAGCACCUCACACACGCACACGCAGGCAGACUGAGUGGAUCGGAGUCAUCACUGUGACCGAAGGUAGCUUUCAGACCGUCACUGAAUGGACCUGAAGGUUACAGUGAAUAUCUGCAGUGUUCAUAAUGCUAAUCAUCUUUG